Molecule: messenger RNA, 1176 nt
Organism: Fomitopsis serialis
Lineage: Eukaryota; Fungi; Basidiomycota; Agaricomycetes; Polyporales; Fomitopsidaceae
Product: SWI/SNF complex 60 kDa subunit
Exons: 7
Coding region: 1-1176 (391 amino acids)
Biological process (GO): regulation of transcription by RNA polymerase II
Cellular component (GO): nucleus; SWI/SNF complex
Source: RefSeq, a predicted model, not a curated record
AUGGACGCUCAAAAGCCAGCUGUGAAGAAGCGCAAGCUCACCGACAGGAACCUCCCAACUGCGUUCCUCCAAACACCCGAGUUCUCAACCGACUCGCAGAUGUACCGCGACCUCCUCGACAUGGAACGCCGGCUAGACUGGACGAUAACACGAAAACGCGUUGAAGUACAGGACGCUCUCCAACGCAUCUCACCCACAACACGUACAUUGCGAAUAUUCCUUAGUCACACUGUGUCUGGACAGCCCUGGCAGCAAGGCUCGGAGGGCGGAGCGGGGGCUGAAGGCGAUGCGAAGAGAGCAAAGGACCGAGUGCCGCCUCGGAAGUUCUCAAACCUGAUCAAACAACUGGUCGUUGAGCUCGACCGCGACAUGAACUUGUAUCCGGAGGGCAACAUCGUUGAGUGGGUGCGGGGACCCAACCAACCUUCUAUGGACGGUUUCACCAUCCGACGAAAAGGUGAUACCCCUACCAAGAUCCGCGUCAUACUGCACCUUGAGCAGCAGCCCGAGCAAUACAAGGUACACCCUGAACUCGGGAACCUAUUGGGGGUGAAGGAGGACAGUCGAAUUGGCGUCGUCCAGGCAUUGUGGAAUUAUAUCAAGGUUCAGGGCCUCCAGGACAAGGUCGAUCGCCGCAUGGUCCGUGCAGACACGCAUCUCCGUCCGUUGUUCGGGGCGGAGUCAGUCAUGUUCCAACAAUUACCCGAAGUUGUCAACCGCUACCUCUUGCCACCGGACCCGAUCAUCCUGCACUACAACCUCAAUCCAGCCAUUCCACCGCCAGAGAAGCCGGGCGCGUGGGACGUCGAGGUGAAGCUGGAUGAUUCUGGUCUGAAAAGCCGGAUGAGUCACGCCGUCGUGCAACUGGCCACCGAGACUGCUCGCGACCUCGCUAAACUAGAUGAUGAGAUCGCCAUGCACGUCCAGUCCUUGAACAACGCGCACCUCAAGCGCUCCUUCCUGCGCGCCUUCGCCGACGACCCCCAGCAGUUCAUCCAGACAUGGCUCGCGUCGCAAUCGCGCGACCUCGAGACGAUGCUGGCGAGCGGGCCGAGCGACGCGGCGACUGUGCGGCAGGAGGACUUGCGGCGCAGCGAGUUCUUCCGCCUACCGUGGGUAGAGGAAGCUGUGGCUGUGCAGGAAGGCCUCCGCCUCGCUGCGAGGGCGGGAAUGUAA